Molecule: messenger RNA, 2384 nt
Organism: Patella vulgata (common limpet)
Lineage: Eukaryota; Metazoa; Mollusca; Gastropoda; Patellidae
Product: nuclear pore complex protein DDB_G0274915
Exons: 8
Coding region: 66-1403 (445 amino acids)
Molecular function (GO): metal ion binding
Source: RefSeq, a predicted model, not a curated record
AUACGUGGGAAAAGUAAUAUUUCAAGUAAUUCUGUUAAUAAGUUUGUUUGUAUACGGUGAUUGAAAUGACGGUUUGUCGAUAUUAUUUACAAGGAAGGUGUAAAUUUGGCAGUAAUUGUCGUUUUGAACAUUCAGAUGGCGGAGGAAGUGCCAAUCGUCAACUACAGUUUGAUUCAGGACGAGAUAAUAAUCCCUAUAAAUGGUCAGCAUCACAGAACAAUAAACCAGCUACAAACGCACAACAAUGUACACCAGAGGAAAUAGUGAAUGGAUUAAGUGUCAUGAUUCAGACAUGGGAACAAGGAAAGAUGUGGCCAUUUUCCUGUGUAGCUCUAGAGAAGGACAUGCCCUGUAUACCUGAAUUUUCUGAUCUUUCUACGGAUGAGUUACGAUGGGAAGCUUAUGAAAUGAUGAAAACUUCGGGUAAUUUGAAUACAUAUACUGAGAAUAUUAAACGAUUAUCGAACGAAUAUAGUAACAAACGUCAGAUGUUGAAAAAUCCAUCAGCUAGUGUCCGACAACAGUUGAUUGAUUUUAUUAUUUCCUCCCGACAGAAUAGUUCUACAUCAGACUCCAAGUCGUCCAUAUUUAAACCAUCAGCAUUCGGAACAUCAAGUACCCCCUCUACCAACAAUGGCAUUUCUGGAGGUCAGAGUUCAAAUAAUAUUUUUGGAGGUCAGAGUUCGUUUGGAAGUUCUGUUCAACCCAAGAAAACAGAUAAUUUGUUUGGCGGGCAAAGUAGUUUUGGAGCACAAAAUCAAACCUCUGGAAGCAUGUUCGGAAACAAUAAUCAAGCGAGUGCCAGUACAUUUGGGGGUCAAAGUUCAAGUAGUAUAUUUGGAAAUGCUGCUCAAGGCAGUACUUUUGGUGCACAAGCCACAGGUGGCGUGUUCGGCAACACGGCACAAGCAAGUUCUUUUGGACAGGCUUCAACCGGACAGCCAGCAAGUUCAAUAUUUGGACAAAGUGCAACAUUCGGACAGACGGCAGCACCAACACCAAGUUCUGCAGGAUCCAUAUUUGGACAAAGUGCAACAUUUGGACAGACAGCAGCACCAACACCAGCCACCGGGACAGUGUUUGGUCAAGGUCAAAGUCAACCAAGCUCAAAUCCCUUUACCACAAAUCCUGGAACCCAAUCCGGUUCUCUGUUUGGCUCAACAGGGUUUGGAACCACAGGAACAAGUUCAACAGGAAGUUCUGUAUUUGGAAAUAGUGCUGCCCCUAGUGCUGGUUUAUUUGGUAAAGGACAGACAACUCCUGCUCCACUUUCCAACACCAAGAAUACCGUGUAUACACCCAUGGACAAACUAACAGCAGAUGAAAAGGCGCAAUUUGAGGCAGAUCAUUUCACUUUAGGUCGGGUUCCGAUUAAACCACCUCCAAGGGAACUUGUGAAAUAAAUCGUCGCCUAGAAUUUGUGUCAAGUCUUAGCUUGGAAUUCUUGUGAAAAAAAUGGCCGCCUAAACACGUGUCAAGUGGGAAGUCUGAGUCUAGAAAAUUGUUUCAAGUUACCAUUCGUGGUACUUAAAGACAGUGAUAAGUCAUUAUGAUUCCUCGAUCCAAUAUAUGGGACAAAGACACUGAUAAGUCAUUAUGAUUCAUCUAUCCAAUAUAUGGGAUUAAGACACUGAUAAGUCAUUAUGAUUCAUCUAUUAUAGGAUUAAGACACUGAUAAGUCAUUAAGAUUCAUCUAUCAAAUGUAUGGGAUUAAGAUACUGAUAAAUCAUUAUAAUUGAUCUAUCAAAUAUAUGGGACUAUCAAAUGUAUGUUUUCCGGCAAGUUACCAAGGUUACAGAAAGGCCUGGUAACCAUCUUCCACAAUUCCAUUUUGAGUUUGUCAUACGUUAAUUUGCAUGAAGUCAGCUCAGAACUAUCAGACCACAAGGAACAGUGCUCAAUUCAACAUAAGGGGCUGGCCUAGGUUCCACACUGGCUCAUCACUGACCAGGAGAUUCAGGGUCCGAUCGCAGUGUGGGCCGAUAAUGUGGGAGAAAACCUAUGAGAUUGGGCAAUCUACAUACAGUAUUGUCACUUAUGCUACUGAUAUAGAAACCACACCACUUGAAGGCCUUAUCAUCUUAAGUGCAUGUGUUAGACAAUUCGACCACUAAAUCUCCCACAAUAUAAACCUGAUUAUCUGAAGAAUUUUGGGGCCUAUGCCCAAGCCUGUUACUGCUCAGUCUCAUGCCCACAUUUGCCCAUCAAGCGAAGCGGUAUUCAUGUUAGCUGUCUAGAGUCUAUCCCCAGAGAAAAUCCAAUAAAAUAUGAAAUAUUUUAAUAAAAUAUAUUGUGUCAUGGAUUUCAACAAUUGUAUAUAAUUAACGAUUACUGGUAUAAAAAAUUUUCUUGAAUCAAAUAAAUAAAAUAUUUUGUAAUAUUUA